This is a messenger RNA of Manis javanica (Malayan pangolin), 12407 nucleotides long. RefSeq names its product cyclin dependent kinase 6 (gene CDK6). Gene Ontology annotation, molecular function: cyclin-dependent protein serine/threonine kinase activity; ATP binding; cyclin binding. The record is from RefSeq and is a predicted model, not a curated record. Gene Ontology annotation, cellular component: nucleus; cytoplasm; cyclin-dependent protein kinase holoenzyme complex. Lineage: Eukaryota; Metazoa; Chordata; Mammalia; Pholidota; Manidae. Gene Ontology annotation, biological process: regulation of G2/M transition of mitotic cell cycle; signal transduction; regulation of gene expression.
GUAGGAAUGACUGGCUGCAGAUGGGACCAGGCCUUAAGCCAUAAGGGGAAUGGAGCAGCCACCUACAUGCUGUCGAUCCUGGGAGUGGGAAAAGGUUCGCUAAUCCUGGCCCCGAAGGCGCAGCACUUCUCUUGGACCCCUGGAGGCUCAGCAUUCAUUCUCCCCACCCCCACCCUUUUAAAGAGGAGGUUAAGUUUUGCUUAGGUUGAAAUCUGUUGAAAAUUUCAGGGCCACCUUACUCCUUAUUCUUUAAGGAGACAAGCCAAAGUGUGGCGAGCACCCCUUUCUCCCACCCUUAGGAUCCGGUGGGUGACUCCCCCGGCCAAGGCCCCAUCGCCCACCCAACCGCGAGUAGCGAGAGCCCCAGCCGCUCCCAACCUGAUGGUUGUCCACCAGGGAGGUCCUCUGAAUCGGAGAAAGAAUUCCGUUUCCAACCCAGACUCCUUUACCCUAAAAAGACCAUUUGUGUGUGCAAGUCAUUUUUAAAUGUCUUCUCGUAGAAAAACUGAAAGUAGAAAGGAAGCAGUUUUAGAGCAGAUGUCUGACCAUCCCUUCUCGCACACUCCCAGCAUCGGGUUACAGGGUCCUGGGAGCCCCCACCCACGUUGUACGGCCCCACUCGGUUGGAUCCACAGCCACUGCACGACCCCUUAACGCCCCACGGCUCUCCCGGGAGCCCCUCUCACAGCACGCCCAGGCCCGGGGAGGGGCGGGUGGUAGCAGCCCAACACAAUGAUGUAGGGAUAAAUAUUAAGCCGUGACAUUGACGUGCCCGGCGCCUCCCAUCCCCCGCGCUCUCGGCACGCCCCCUCCCGUUCCACUGUGUCCCGCGCGGCGCGCUCAUCCCCGAGGGGCCCCUGCAGCCUCUCCGCGCGAAGACGGCUCCGGCCCUACAGAGGAAAGAAAAGUAACUUCGCUUUUCUCGGAGGAACCAGGAAGGAUUAAGCGGCCUGGGAGAGGGCAGGAGCGCGCGGAGGGUGGAAUGAUUGUGGACUGAGACGCGCUCGGGCAGAGCCUAUGUAAUCGGGCUGCGCUUCGGGGAGGGAAGAGGAGGGAUCGGCUCGCUCUUCAGCGACUCGGCAGGCGGAGUUUCGCGACGGCACCAGGGUUGCGCCCGCCCGCGGGGAGGUCGCUCCAUCCAGCCCCGGCGGCCGCGAGAGCGCGAGCGCCGGAGCGCGGCAGUCGGCGGGGCUGAGGGAGAGCGAGACCGAGCUCCGCGGCUCGAGGGAGCGGUUCGGAGAGUCCCGGAGGAGGCGAGCGGCGGCCGCCAACGAGUCGAGCGCGCCCCCCGCUCGCCCCAGCGGCGCCGAGCCGGACGGUGUCCGGGCGGCAUGGAGAAGGACAGCCUGAGCCGCGCCGACCAGCAGUACGAGUGCGUGGCGGAGAUCGGCGAGGGCGCGUAUGGGAAGGUGUUCAAGGCCCGGGACCUGAAGAACGGAGGCCGUUUCGUGGCGCUGAAGCGCGUGCGGGUGCAGACGGGCGAGGAGGGCAUGCCGCUCUCCACCAUCCGCGAGGUGGCGGUGCUGAGGCACCUGGAGACCUUCGAGCACCCCAACGUGGUCAGGUUGUUUGAUGUGUGCACAGUGUCACGAACAGACAGAGAAAUCAAACUAACAUUAGUGUUUGAACAUGUUGAUCAAGACUUGACCACUUACUUGGAUAAAGUUCCAGAACCGGGAGUGCCCACUGAAACCAUAAAGGAUAUGAUGUUUCAACUUCUCCGAGGUCUGGACUUUCUUCAUUCUCACCGGGUAGUGCAUCGUGAUCUAAAACCACAGAACAUUCUGGUGACCAGCAGUGGACAAAUAAAACUGGCUGACUUCGGCCUUGCCCGCAUCUACAGUUUUCAGAUGGCUCUUACCUCAGUGGUCGUCACACUGUGGUACAGAGCUCCAGAAGUCUUGCUUCAGUCCAGCUACGCCACCCCCGUGGAUCUCUGGAGUGUUGGCUGCAUAUUUGCAGAAAUGUUUCGUAGAAAGCCUCUUUUUCGUGGAAGUUCAGAUGUUGAUCAACUAGGAAAAAUCCUGGAUGUAAUUGGACUCCCAGGAGAAGAGGACUGGCCUAGAGAUGUGGCCCUUCCCAGGCAGGCUUUUCACUCAAAAUCUCCUCAACCAAUUGAGAAGUUUGUAACAGAUAUUGAUGAACAAGGCAGAGACCUACUUCUGAAGUGCUUGACAUUUAAUCCAACCAAAAGAAUAUCUGCCUACAGUGCCCUGUCUCACCCAUACUUCCACGACCUGGAGAGGUUCAAGGAGAACCUGGAUUCCCAUCUGCCGCCCAGCCAAAACAGCUCUGAGAUGAAUACAGCCUGAAGUCCGAGCCGCUGCCUUGAGCUGGUCACCCAGAGAACAGCCUUGGUAGCUGACGGGUCCCCCUGAGUAAGCCCUGCAGAGCUUUCGAGGAUCACUGGCUGGAGACCUUCUAGCUGCUGUCUUCUGGAUGGGCUCUGCUUCUCCAAGGAAACCGCCUAGUUUACUGUUUUAAAAUCAAUGCAAGAGUGAUUGCAGCUUUAUGUUCAUUCAUUUGUUUAUUUGUUUGUUUGUCUGUUUGUUUAUUUCAAGAACCUGGGAAAAAUUCCAGAAGAGAAGCUGCUGACCAAUUGUGCUGCCAUUUCAUUUUUCUAACCUUGAAUGCUGCCAGUGUAACGUGAGCAAUCCAGGCACAGCUGAGUUAUGAUGUAAUCCCUCUGCAGCUGGUGGAGCCUGAUUUGGUACUUUUGAAUGAGUGAGUGAGUGAGUGAGUGAGUGAGUGAGUGUGUGUGUGUGUGUGUGUGAGAGAGAGAGAGAGAUUCUUGAUCUCUUAAAGUGUUACUUCCUGUAAAUGAUUAGAAUAAUUGAAUUCUAAAGAUUCAGAGUGACCUAUAAGUAAUAGGCAUCUGUUGACUGAAGGUGGUUCACCAGAAGGGGCUUCUCAAAUUAGAAAGGUGAGCCUCUGUCCUCAAAAUUUCUUUUCUGGCCAAAAGCAGUAAAUCUGCUAGCAGUGAAAGGUUCACUAUCCAGGUGAAGUUUUAUACACUCAGCAAGAAGAAAAUUCUAGUGUCAUUUAAGAGAGCUGUUUCUUAAAGCACACAUUAUCUACUCUUCAAAAGCUGAAUUUACACAUUGUAAGUCAAUUUUAAACUGUAUAAUAUGCUUAUUGUUUCUUAUGAAAAAUACCCUAUACGCUUUUUCUUACUUUAUAUAGAUUUAGGGAGUGUACCUCAAAUAGGUAAAAUUGUCAAAAAAAAAUAGAGAAAGCCUUUAUUUCCUGGUUUGAGAUUUAUUUCCUUAUUGUUUUUUGUUAUUUUGCUUUGUUUUUGAUCUUAGGAAUUUGUCAGAAACUGUUUCCUGCCCAUGGAGAGUAGUUCUCUCCAACUAGAGACAGGAAUGACAUUUAGGUUUUCCCCACCUAUUACACUGUACUUUUUCUACCAUGCACUGCCUUGUUUGCAAACUAUCCUCCUUAUCUAUCCCCAGGGCCUCCAACAUAUAAUGCUGUCAUUACAUAACUAAGAGCAGAUCGCUUAAGUUGUUCCUGUGCAUCUCCUGCUUUUUUCUGUCAGUGAACCUUUCAUAAAUAGUUAGAUUCAGAUUGUAGCCUAUGGCUCAAAUUCUGCUAUCCUAACAGGUUCCCCUACAUCCUUGCUCUAGUGCGGUCUUCCUGCCUGGCAGUCACUGGUGUUACCUAGACAAUGAGUAGAAGACUGGGUCUUCUCUAUCACCAGCACACAGAUGGCUUUAAACUGUUACUUAGUGUUUUGCAUUUGUAUAGAAUAUAUUGUGAGUGUAGUAUCUGAGGGAAUGUCUUUAACUAUUUUUAGAAAUACAUUUUUACUCUAUAAAAUUAUCUUUUCUCCCUCCCCCAGGUUAUGCUUGUUUCUAGUGCUGUGUGCACACUCCCACUUCCUGCAGAGCAAGCCUGACCUGGGCACUGUGAACAGUUUUACUUGUUCUCUUGCCAUUUUCUCUACAAUCCUUAAUCUUCCAUGUCAUCUCUGCCUUAUAAGUAAUUAGUGCUCAGCCAGCUCUAGUAACCAGAAGACACAGAAAUGAAGUAUCUUUUGGGAAGUUUAGCUACCUUUGUUUCUGACUCAUGUUUUAGUGCAUGCAAUAGUUAGACAAUGUUUAGAGUUAGGGUUUUCAAAGAAUGGACAUGGCUUCCGUCAGUAGAAAAUGAUGUUUUAUUCACUGUCAAGCCUUCCUAAAUUCCUCCUAGCUUCAUAGUCUAUGUGGCUAGCUUGAACAAGAGAAAAUUUAGGAGACCUUUCUCUUUGAAAGCUUUUUGGGUUGGGAAUCAUUCUUUUCUAAUACAUAAAUGUUUCACAUUGUUCUUGUUCAGUGACAGAAGAGCAGGAAAAUUUUUCUAUUUUAGCAAGAUAAGAAUGAGAAGAUGGGCCAUAAGAAUGUUUUAUACUUCUUCAUUGUGACACUAUUGGUUGUUUUGUCACCACUAUAAAUGCUUGAGAUAUAAUGAAUCCAGAGCAUUCAUGGCAAGGUGUACUUACCGUCUCCCCUGGAAAAGUAACUUCUGCCUUUCUUUUGAUCAGAGGUCAAAAUACAAAGACAUUUUUGCUCGGGCCAAGAAAUCAAACUGUAAAACUCACUGCACUGAUGCAUCAUGAGCUUUUUGGUUCAUAUCCAUGGUUAGAGUGAACAUAACCAGAGUUUUUGCUUCUGCAAAAGUUUUUCAUAAGUUCUCUCGAGAAAAAUGCAGCUGUUCUAAACUGGAAUUUUUCCGCAUUCUUAGAAUUUUAAACAAAUAGAAAGCUGAACUUUUAUUUCUAGCAUGUGCUUUUGGUUCAUUUCACAGCAGUGUUUAUAAAGAAAACUUAAAGCACAAACAUUUUGGCAUUAGAUACUUGGCAAAUUAUGCUCUGAGAGGCAGAAUGAGAGGCCAUCUUGGCCUCUCUGAACUUGUUAAGAGUCUGUCCUAGCUCUUCCAUCCCUGUGGUUCUUAACACUCGAAUGAUUACCCUCUUGUUUUCUGUCCUGUACAUCCAGGGUCACCACUUCUGAAAUCCAGAUCCCACACAAGCACCUUUGCCAUUAUGGCACUUUGAAGCAUAUAGCAGAAUUCAAACUUACUGAACAAAGCUUAUUCUUCUGUGACAUAUGGUUUCAAACAUCUUUGCCAAAAGCUAGGCAAUGGUUAACUGAAAAGGUCAUACUGCCACAGGGUUGUACUGAAGCAGCUCAGAGCAGUAAAAAUAUGGUGAUGGAUUUGAAGUCCCAUUUGAAUUUCUCGCUAAGAUGAUGCAAGAAUGUGCCUGAUAGUUUCUAUACAAUAUUCUGUUCUAGUAGCCCAGGCACUACAGGAAUUGAUGUGCAGUGCACAGUUGUAAAACCCUAUAUUUAAAAAGAGUAAAGAGAAACCUGUCCAUUUAAGGCAUCAUAAGCUAUCAUGUGGCCAAUGGUAAUAAGGUCCUAACCUUGUAACCUUAAAAACACAAUUCCCAAGAGCUCAUAAGAAUGCUGUGCAUUGGAGCCUCCCACUUUGUCUUUCCUUUGAAGUGGAUGGGAACUCAAGGAGCAAAAAACUGGUUUUGAAAGAAAACUCCUGUAUUCUCGUGAUUUUCUCAGGAAACACAAAUUAUGAAUGGCAGACUUUUCAUUUAGCCCCAGGUGACUUACUAAAAAUAAUUCAAAAUACUCACCUAAGAAUAAAAUCUCGGCCUUUUAGUUUUAAGUAAAAAUGAAAAUAUCAGAAUGCACAGGAUUACUAUCUUAAAGAAAGAUUGUACCUUUUCAUAGAGAAAUUUAUAGUUCGACUCCAGAAUGUGAUACUCUCCAUCUGGAUGAGAAAAAACUUAACUAGUACCAAAUAUUUUAAACCUUAUAUUAUGUAUUUAAAUUGAGUUUUUAAUUAGCUAUAGCUGCUUCUCUUUAAAAUUAUGCCUAUAAAAGUUAGUGAUGGCAAUUCUCAUUCCUUUGUGGAAAUUAAAUCAUGUAAGAUUCCUAAUAGCAUAACAUCAUAAACAUUAAAAUUCUUCUCUCCAAAGAAUUGCUUCUUUUAAGUGACAACUUGACUAUUUUUAUGAUAAGCACAUGAGAGAAUGUCUCAUUUUCCAAAAGCAAGCUUUGUUCCAUAGUUGAGUCUAGGAAAAAUAAUGUUAAAAGUUAAUAAGUUACUGUAAUUACUUGAUUGUAUUAAUACAGAAACUAUAGAAUAUUUACCUUGGAAAGAAAAUAUUGAAAUAUUACAAAUUCUUAGCUAUUGAUAGGAUUCAAAAGAAUGCAUGUGUUACAUUAUGACCCAUAAAAGUGUCUUUAUAUUAUAAAAAUAAAGAUGUUAUAUGAUUUCUAAAUCUUUAAAAAAAACAGUGGGCAAUAGAGAAAACUGGAAAAAGUGAAAGUAUUCAAAGAAGGAUAGUUUCAAAGUUAUAUAUAUUUUAUUAACAAAUAUAUGCAGAAUUUAUGCAACUAUUAACUUGAUAUGUCCAAAAACAAAUUUUAUGGAAAAGCUGGUCCAGGCAGUUACCAUUGCAAAGGUUGAGCUGAGCAAACUAAACCAUCAAUAUUCCUUCCUCACUUCAUGGAAAAAGCAGCCACGUGAGGCUACACUUGUUGCACAAGUCUAGAGUGUGCACUGUAUAUAAUAAUAAUAAUAAUAUUUUAAAAGGCAUGUGUUUCCUAUGCCACCGAGAUUUUUGAAAAAAUAGUGAGACCCAAAACAUUUAUAUGUGCAUUCAAUACACAUUUAGAUGUGUGAUUAAGAAAACAAUUACAUGUUCCUUCUGCAUAGUGGAAAAGCAGGUUGAGGCUACCAGAAAUCUGUCAAGCAAUGUGUAUCCUCAGAUAAUUAGUAAUAGUGUUUUACCCAAAAGCAUUAGAAAAUAGCGUUUUCAUUUCCUAUCAAUACGAUUUUCAACUCAAUUUUGUUAUAUACCUAUAUCUCAAGCAUUUCUAACUUGUACUUUCUCAGAAAAUAAACCAAAAAUAUUCCUUUGGCCUUUUCUAUAUUCUGAACUUUGUAAACAACAGAAAUGUAGAAGGAGGAGUCAUCUGAUUUUUGAAAUGUUUUUUCUCAAUUGUUUUUUUUAACAAAGUACAAAUCAGCUUUCAAAAUGUUUUAUACUUCUUAGCAUUCGCAGAGAGUUAAUUUAGGUAAAUGAAUGAACUUCCAUCAACAUAUUUAUGUUUCCUUGGUACUGGUGCUCUGGCCUUGAAGAAGAAAACAAAAGCCACUUGAAAAUAAAUACAAGCUUUUUUCAAGCAUCUAUUUAAGUACUGUUACAGCAUAUUGAAGUUAAUAUGGUAGGAAAGGGAGGGGACUUUUGCUUGCAAACUUUUAAAAUUCACUGUCCUAAAGAGAUGGGCUUUCUUGUUUUAUUCCAGUAUAUCCCACAAGGUGGCACUUUCAUGGGGGAAAAAAAUCUGAGCAAGGCUAAAGAAGUACUUCUGAAGACUUCAUUCUGUUUUUCUGCACAUAUUCAACUCUUGCCUAGCACUUACUUGUCAAGAUGAUUAAUAGUCUUCUUAACAUUCUUUAAUGUAGAUCUAUUUUGAUUGUUUGCUAGGUUCUGAACAAUUGUCUGCAAGUAAAUUGUUCUUGAGGGUGGAUAAUAUACCCAUUUCCAUCAUUUAAGUGCCUAAAGAGAGCCUAGCCAUUCAUUUACUCAAAACAUUUUUUGAGGUACCCAGUAACCUCACUUUUCUACACCUCACUAGGUGCAGAAGUUACAAAGGUAGAUAGGUUUAUUACUAAAAAAGCAGCAUUCAUCUGUUGAGUAGCAUUGUUUUAUCAGGAAUCUAAAACUCCUCAAUGGCUCCAGCCACCAUACCCUCUCCCCUUCUCUCCCCCUUUCACAUUCCUUACCAUGGUGGCCUUCAAACAUUAAUAAAAUUUUAAAUCCUAAUUUAAAAAUCAGAUGAACAAAAUGAGUAAUGCAUCAGUAAUUAAGCAGACAAAAUGUUUUCCUAAAGAAUUGCUAUGCUGAAACAGAGCACUAAAAUAUUAAAAGAUCUGAUUUUUACAUCUAUAUAAUCAAAGGUGUAAAUUCACAAGAAAUUCUAAUUCUUCAAAAAUUUGUCUAUGAACAUAAUACCUUAGGAGUAUAUCUACAUAAGUCCUUAAUUUUUCCACUUUCUCAGAUCUUUGGCAACUUUACGUGCAUACAAAUCUCCAUACAGCCUUAGGUUUUAAUUCACAGGUCUGCUCAGAGACUCAUUAUCCCCCAGUUGAUUUCAGUUAAUUUCAGAAGUCAUUUUCUUCAAUAGUGUCACUGAAAUUUAGGAAGAAGGAAAUAAUAGUAUUUGUCAAAGAGUUUCCUUAGCACAGCAUAACAGAGGGCAGCUUAUUCCUUCUGAGUAGCCGUAACUUGAUAGUGCCUGCUUAACGUUCCUUCAGAGUAGCGGGCAGGCAAGUCUCAGUGACUGUUACUGACUCAAAGUGCAGCAAGCUAGGGGCUGUCACAGGCUCCUUGAGAAACCUCCAGCCGCAUCCCUCUGCUUAAAAUCCCGCUGAAGUAGAUUCCAGUUUAAGCCCCUAAGUGGAAGGCCAAAUUCAAACCUCGAGUUUGUGAUUAGUUGGGCCACUCUGAACUCUAUUUGCUCGGUUCAAAACUUUACUCCCACUUGAAAGCCUUCAGGGUGCGCGGCCCGGCCCCGCGCCCUUUGGCAGUAGAGUGGCAGUGGGGCUGGCUGGGGCCCGCCCGCCGCCCACCAGUUAGUGCCUGAAAUGAUGUACAGACCCGGCGGGAUACUGUCCGAGGUCCAUGUGCCCUGCUGCUGACUCAGAGGCAUCUGUUCUGCAACCUUAGAAAGUAAAAUGUCCCUGGAAGCAAACAGGUGCCUUCUGUGCAUAAGUACAACACAGUUCUUCGAAAGUCCGGGUAUAAAGAGAUGCUGCUCUGCAUGAAGCGUCUACCAGGCAUCUCUCAAGCUCUAAGCUCACAGCUUUUUUUCUUUUUUAAGAGAAGAUGUAUAAUUACAGGAGAGAUUUUUUUAUUUUUUUAUUUUCUAUCAUUCUACAUAUAUGAUGGCCAAAAUAUGCCUGGAAAAGUUUUGUUUUGGAAAUUUAUUUUCUGCUUCAUCCUCAGUUGGCAAAAUCUCCUAACUCUUUAGUGUCUCAUUUCUUCUUUCUCUGUUUUCUUUGUAAAGUAAUGGAAGGAAAUUUUCUCAUGUGGUAGGGGAUUUUCCUGUUCAGAGGAAAUGUGUGUGUGAAUUCUUUGGCCAAGCAAAUAACCCCUUCUCUAGGAGUUUGGAUUUUCAAAUGGAGGUAAGAUUUCUGAAAGGGGGCACAUAACUACAGAUUGCUCUAAAAAACCAUGACUGUAGCACUAAUCAGCAAGCAUAAAACCACACAGUGAUUUAAUUUCUAAUUCUCUGUGUUUUCUGGCCAAAUUCUGUUGACCUGCUUAGCUUACAGUCUGAAGGUAUAGCCUUUGUACCCUUACUUGAAAGUUUCUAAUCUUAAGGUUUAUGAAAUGCAAUAAUAUUUAUUAACUAGCAAUAUUUCUGUGACCACCAGCAACUCUGAAUUUGACCUUGAAGCCUCAGAAAAUUGAAAACAGAUCCCAGCAGUAAUACAUUUCUUGAACACGCCCUCUCAGGUGCAUUAUAUAUCUUCUCAUUUUGGUCCUGUGUUUGCAACAAUGUACAUGUGAAUAUUAUAGCUCCUCACUUAUUCUGUAUUCAUUUAUUUUUCUAUGACCAGUAACAGGUAUGUUAGCUAGUACAUGGAGCGAAUAGCAUCAACUAUUCAUGGUGCCCUUGGAUCAGCACUUAAGGAGGUGGGGAAUUUCUAUUUCAAGUUGUUCUACAUUUGCAUAAAUUAUUUCUAUUAUUAUUCAUGUAUAUUAUUUAUUUCUGAAUCACACUAGUCCUGUGAAAGGGCAGCUGAAGGCAGGACACAUUAGGAUUUGCAUUUAAUGUUCAUUAUCAUGGUCUUGAUGAAGAUAAGAAAAUUAAAAUUAGAAUAAGCCCCCAGAUAAGCUGCAUGCAUUUAACAUGAUCAGUAGAAUUUAAGUCUAUAGAUGGAGUAUAUUUGUGUUUAGGUGUUUUUAUCAUUAUGUAAAGGAAUAAAAGCAAAGGACCUUAUAGUUGUUCUUUUAUAAAAUGUGCAUAUGCUAGAGUGUGAAAAUACAGUAAAAAUUUAGAGAUAGAAAAGCAUCAGAUACCGCCUUAAUUUAGGAUCUCUGCCAGAUGGCCAUCAGAGUAGAUAGGAUGCAGAGACAGGUGCCUGGGUGGUGCCUCCUCUUACCUGGCCUAGAGAAGAAGCUUCCCUCACACGAUGUAGUGCCCAUGUAGGUGUUGGGUACAGUAGUGGGAACAGGCAGGACCUUUGAAAGGAGAACAGUGGGAGUUUUCUAUAAAAGCAGAACUCUGCUUGUGCCUUGAGGCUUCAAGAACGUGUCAGAUGGAGAAGGUCAAGUUUCCAUGCUUCAGGCAACUUGCUGUGUACAGAAGCAACCCAGUCUGGUUAUAAAAACAAGGACUGCAUGUACAUUAGUCAAUGAUGGAUUUGAACAAUGACCAGUCCCAACACCUCAAAAGCUUGUUGCAUUUCUGGUAUCUUAAGUUUGAUGUGAAGGUUGAUCGGCAAGUGAUUGGUAUAGAAGAGCAGUACGUGUUAAGAAAAGAAAAGCACAGUAUCAGUUCCUGUAGAGGGCAGGUUAGGAGAGGCUUUUAUAUAGUAUUAUCAUUUCUGAGGUCUGUACAAGCACAUUUGCAUUCAUUGUAAAAUUAUUCGUGUUGUUACAGUCCCAUAGGCCUAGUUAAAACUUACUUCUAGGUUUCAACAAGGCUUUCACACCCAGUAAGCUUACUUUUUUCAUUUUUACUUUGUGAAGUAGAAACAUCUUACUUUGAACAUUUGACUUAUUGGUUUCUGUGUGUGAAAUCACAGUUCUGGAGAUGUAGACAUUGUGCAUAUGCAUGUCAGAUACUAAUCUAAGCUGUGUGAACCAGCCCAGGAUAACUAAUGUCCCUCCAUCCACAGCCUCCCUUCCUCCCUCCCACUAAAGCGCUCCUGCCCCCAUGCUGGCCUGUCUGCAUGGUGCUGCCAUCCUCUGCCGCUCUUUGGGCAGCAAGGAUAUGAUGAGAGGUGCUUUAGGCUGUUCAGGCUUGGCCACCACCCUUACUUGACCUUCAGCUGGCCACAGUCAUUCCACAGAAGGUUCCUAGUGCUGGGCACAGAGUGUGCUCACAGCACCAUCACAAAUGCCUUCUAGCCUCUUUGUAUGCAUCUUGAUUUUAAAACCAAGUCAUUCUACAGAGCAUUCAGUUUUGGCUGUGGUACAGAGAGAAAAACUAACCAAGACUAUAAAGCACAUUCCAGGCUGCUGUUUUCUGUCCAUCUACAGGCUACAUUUCUACUGUAUUUCUUUAUACUUGAAACUCAUUCUGCUGUUGUAAUAUCAGGGUACAGACUUACAAGGGUGCAUGUUCCUCAAAGGUGCAAAAUUACUCUCAUUCCAUUUGCUCAUGUUGCUACGAAUGCUCUGUUUUGGUGCUCUGGGUUCAGCAAGUCAAAGAAGCAAUAUGGAAAUUCACUGCCUGGAACAGUCUUACAAGAAUGUCAGCAGGUGGCUUAGUGGUAGAUAUUGCUUCUGCUCCUUUCUCUGUAUGCAAGAUUGAGAGUUACCACACUAGCCCAUCAGGUUUACCUGGGCGUCCUUCCUCACUGGGAACAGACCCUGUGCGUACCCCACAUGCGAGUGCAGGGCAGGCCUCUGGAAGCAGGGGCCCUGCAGCCUAUCCGGAUGGUUAGCCUCAGGUGUAGAAAGGAGCAGAUUGGGAAGGGCUCCUCUAGCGACCUUCCCUCCAUUCCACACAGAAAGCUCUCUUGAGACAAAAAAAGAGAAAAAAUAAAGCCUAUCUGUAAAGUGACCCUCUUCAUAGCGCCCUGGGCUGAAUGACCUUGCUUCCUUCCCUUUAGGUAGAUGAAAAUACAACACAGUUUAUCUAGACUCUUCCCACUUGAAAAGGAAAAUAAAAAAGUGUUUGUAGCGUGUAAAAUGUGUAAUCCAAGGACUACCAAAACUUACAUUAAAUACUCCAUCACUAGCAAUCUGUUUUAAAAUGUAGUUCAAGUAAGGGAUGCGUUGCGACCACAGGGUCUCUGAGGUCAGAGGCAGCGCCUUCCUCUAGGAUAUCUUUGGAAAGAAAGAACUGCCUGGGGUAACUGUUGCAAGGGCAAAGGUAACAUGUCGGAGAACUCAGAGGGUUACAGCUCGAUCAUCCUUUGGAAACUGGAUGUCUUACUGGGUGCUAGAAUGCAAAUUGAGGUAUUUAUUGUCAGAUAAUGGAAAUCACUGUUUUUUAAGAAUUGGUGUUGAAAUAUCACUGUCCAUUUCCUUGUUUUCACUUAUGCAAAAGCUAAAUUGAAGUAAAAAGAAAAUGGUUUGUAUAUUUGUCAUACCUUUUGUAUUUCUUACAAUAAAAUUAUUGGUAGCAAAUAGAAAUAAUAAAGAGCAAUUUUAAACUGCA